Messenger RNA from Chanos chanos (milkfish), 369 nucleotides. RefSeq names its product basic leucine zipper transcription factor, ATF-like 3 (gene batf3). The record is from RefSeq and is a predicted model, not a curated record. NCBI's taxonomy places the organism in Eukaryota, Metazoa, Chordata, Actinopteri, Gonorynchiformes, Chanidae. The coding region runs from base 1 to 369 and encodes 122 amino acids. Gene Ontology annotation, biological process: regulation of transcription by RNA polymerase II. Gene Ontology annotation, cellular component: nucleus. Gene Ontology annotation, molecular function: RNA polymerase II cis-regulatory region sequence-specific DNA binding; DNA-binding transcription factor activity, RNA polymerase II-specific. The transcript has 3 exons.
AUGUCAGUUUGCAAUGCCUCUCUUGUUGCUGUGCGUAAAGAUGCUUCGAACGUGUAUAUGUUUCGAAGAAGCGAGAGCUCUGAUGACGAUGAUAAGAGGCUGAAAAGAAGAGAGAAAAACAGAGUUGCUGCGCAGAGGAGCCGCAAAAGACAAACGCAGCGCGCAGAUGAGUUGCACGAGGCCUAUGAGUGCCUGGAACAGGAGAACAGCUCCCUGAGGAAGGAGGUUCAACUCCUGAUAGAAGAACAAAGACUCCUCACCGAGGCCCUCAAAGCCCACGAGCCCCUGUGUCCAGUCCUGAACUGUUCCAUUAACACAGCACACAGAGCCAAAGAGAGCUCCUUGCCUCCAGGCUCUGUGUCUAGGUAG